Messenger RNA from Aethalodelphis obliquidens (Pacific white-sided dolphin), 4913 nucleotides. Its product is annotated as tigger transposable element-derived protein 1-like. The transcript is spliced from 5 exons. Lineage: Eukaryota; Metazoa; Chordata; Mammalia; Artiodactyla; Delphinidae. The coding region runs from base 1778 to 3538 and encodes 586 amino acids. Gene Ontology annotation, cellular component: nucleus. The record is from RefSeq and is a predicted model, not a curated record. Gene Ontology annotation, molecular function: DNA binding.
CAGGAAUCGAACACAGGCCCCCUGCAUUGGGAGCAUGGAGUCUUAUCCACUGCGCUACCAGGGAAGUCCCGAAAAUGCAUUACUUUUGCACACUGAUAUUAUUCAAGAAAUAAGAAUUAGACCACGUAAGAGAAGAUUCACAACCUGUGAUAAUUCAGUUCUGAGGAUCCUGUCAGAAGGCUGAUGUAGAAAGUGUAUGUAUAUUGGCUUACCUUACUCAAUUUAAGGUCAAGGGCCAAGAACUGGGACUGCAGCUCAGGUCAUGCUUAAUAUGGAAUGAAAACUGGACCAAAGAUGUAUCUGCCUGGUUCAAUGUAAAGCGGCAACCAUUGCUUAAGCAUUUUCACCUUGAGCCAGGCACUAUGGUAGGAACUGGAGAUGUAAAGGUGAGCAAGACAUAUCUCUGUUCUUCAUGGCUUCUCAUUCUGACGGAGUCCUUUUUUCCCUAGUCGUGCGCUCUGUGUAGAGGCCUUACAUAUACUGGAAAAUAUUAUUUAGGGUUUAUUUAAAACUAUGGAGAUGAAGUCUUGAACAAAAAUAGUAAGUUCUCUGACUUCAGUAAAAUGUUUUGGUGUUCCUUUAGAGAAAUUGGAAAGUUCCCAUUUCCUGGUUAAAUUUCUUAAAAAGUGGAAUUUUCUUAUUUAAUCCAUUUGAAGUAGGUACCUUCCCUUUAUUAUUCCAAAUUCUUAAAAUUAUAUGUUUUUGUAAACUGUACAGUAGUUAACAUUUGAUAGUAAAUAUUUGUCUUUUUAAGGUUACUAGUGUACAUGUAAGAAAAUUAUAGGUUAUUAAAAACUUUAUGAAAGAAGAAAAAAAAAAGAAAGAAAAGAAAGAGACCGAAAGUAGAUGGCAGGAAAGACAGGAGAGAGAAAUUAAUAGGCGAGAAAUCCGGCCUUGGGCAGAGGCGGCCUUGGGCGACCCCGCCUGGACUCUGUGCUCGGCGGCCUCGUCGCUGAACUACGUUUCCCGGCAGGCCCUGGGUGACUGGACGCAGCACCUAGAGCGCCGUCGGGGGCGGGGCCCACGCUGCCUCCUCCAAUCCCAGCCGUCGCCCGGCAACCUCCGCCUCCGCCGACAAGAUGGAGGCUGGAUUCGGCCGCCGCCGGGAAGCGGCGCCUGAAGCCGGAGAUGGGGAGGGGCCGCAGCUCAGUCGGCCCACUUGAGGAAGCCGGCCUACGUCGCGGUCCGGAGCCAGGUGCAGCCCAUGGGUCCCUGAAGGUACUCUUCCUCGGUGCCAUAGACACUCCCAAAAUACAAAGACCUGUCAGGUACUGUCCUUGUUUUUCACACGCAUUCCUUCAAAAAAAAACUUUUACUGUUUUGAUCAGGUGCUACUUUCACAUGGUUUGAAAUGCAAAAGGGACAAAGCGAGAAGCCUGCCUCCAUCACUAUACUUCAUUAAAUAAUUCAGUCAGCAAGUGACUGUUGGAUGCCUCCAAAGUGCCAGGCUCUCUUCCUGGGCCUGGAGACCCAACAGAGUGCUCAUGGAAGCCCGGAGUCCUAACCGCUGGACCGCCAGGGAAUUCCCCCCCGACUUGGUUCUUAGAGAAUCAUUCCGACUGCUGUGUGGAGAACCACCUUCCUCCUGUAUCCCCAGGGCCCACUGGGAUAAUCCAGGAUAAUCUCCGCCUCUCAAGAUUAUUAACUUAAUCACACCUGCAGUGUCCCUUUUGCCCUGAAAGGCAGAGGCGGGCGUGGCAGGAGAGGCCCAGAGGCCAUUGUGGGCACGGCAGUAGCUACCGUGGAUGGGCAGUGGGGAGAGAGCUUGUUGAGGUGCAUGGCUCGGGGAAGCGGCAUGAAGACAACUCCCCACCCGCAGGUGCUGGGGAAGGCGCCCCUUGGGAUUGGCCUCCGCCACAGUGCCAAGCGGGACCGGAAGUCCAUCACCCUGCAUGUGAAGUUGGAGGUGCUUCGGAGGUUUGAGGAGGGUGAGAAGCUGACGCAGAUCGCCCGGGCCCUGGGACUGGCCACCUCCACGGUUGCCUCAAUCCGCGUGAACAAAGAUAAGAUCCGGGCCAAUUCCCAGGCAGCCACGCCCGUCAGCACCACCCAGCUGACCCGCUGCCGGGGUGUGCUGAUGGGCCGCAUGGAACGCCUCCUGAGCCUGUGGAUUGAGGAGCAGAAGCGGCAGAACCUGCCUGUCAGCACGCUGCUUAUCCAGGACAAGGCGCGCCGGCUCUUUGCCCAGCUGCAGCACGAGCAGGGCAGCGGCGCCCAGGCCGAGACGUUCGGGGCCAGCAAUGGCUGGUUUGCCCGUUUCAAGGUUCGCCACAACGUGCUGUUGACGGAUGAGCCGGCUGUGGCCGACGCCCAGGCUGCCGCACGCUACCCCGUGGUGCUGCGCGCCAUUCUGGAGGAGGGCUGCUACUCACCACGGCAGGUCUUCAACGUGGACGAGACAGGCCUGUUCUGGAAGCGGCUGCCUGAGCGCAUGCUUCUGGCACUGGAGGGGACAGCUGGGCCUGGGCCCAAGGCCUCUAAGGACCACCUGACCCUGCUGCUUGGUGGCAAUGCGGCUGGUGACUUCAAGCUGAAGCCCCUGCUGGUGUACCCCUCGGAGAACCCGCGUGCCCUCAGGGGCUGCUCCAAGGCCAGCCUGCCUGUGGUCUGGCGCUCCAACCGCAAUGAUUGGUUGACACCUAGCAUCUUCCAGGAGUGGUUUACUGGCUGCUUCUGCCCAGCUGUGGAAAGCUACUGUGCCAGCCAUGGCCUCCCACACCGCGCUCUGCUGCUGCUGGACAGCGCACCCUGCCACCCUGUCCACUUGGGUGGCCUCUCAGCCCAUGUGCGUGUUGAGUUCCUGCCCAAGAACACGUCAGCCCUGAUCCAGCCCAUGAACCAGGGUGUCAUUGCCGCCUUCAAGGCCCAUUAUCUGCGCCGCACGCUCAGCCAGCUGGUCCAGGAGACGGCGGGUACAGACCGGCCCUCCGUGCGGGAGUUCUGGCGCAGCUAUACUGUCAUGACUGCUGUAGACAACAUUGCUAAGGCCUGGGCAGAGCUGCAGCCUGCCACCAUGAACAGUGCCUGGAGGAAGCUGUGGCCCGAGUGCGUGCCUGCUGGUGCCCCCGAGCCCAACGCCCUCCCCCAGCUCCGUCACAGCAUUGUGACACUAGCCAGCCACGCAGGCCUCGGGGAUGUGGCUGAGGCCGAUGUUGCCCACCUGCUGCAGGCCCAUGGGGAGCCCUCGCCCCGCAGCAUCCCCCAGGAGGUGGAGGUUGGGGGUGUCAGUGACUCUGGGCUGCCCUGUGAGGCGGGGAAAGGCUUGGCCUCCAGAAGACCAGAGUCAGAUCUCAUGGAGGCCAUGGUGGGUGUGGAGACUGAGGAAGUAAGUGUGGGUGCACUGCGCCCUGAGCACCUGGCCCAGGCACUGUCCCACUUUGCUGCCGGCCUGCGAGUCCUCAUAGAGAACGAUCCCAACCGGGAACGCAGCCUGCGGGUGUCCCGGGGUGUCCACUGUGCCCUCGCCCACCUCCGAGAGCUGCAGCGGGAAAGGAGGCGACAGGCUCGGGCAGUUGCGGGGCCUCAAGGGGCCCCAUGAUGGUGGCAACAAAGGAGUUGGCAGAAAGCCUGCACUCACCCCAGGUGGGGCCCACAGAGGGUGGGCAAGUGGCCAAGGGCACAAACCCUGAAGGACAGAGCUCUUUGGCUGUCCUGUGUGAUUUAGGGCUUGGGCCUGACCUCAGAUGAGCUUUGUCUGAUGAUGCUUUGUUUCUGGAGGGUAGACCCUGCCACUUCUCACCCAUGGUUCUCAUACCUCAUGCACUGCCAUCUUUGUACAGUGGCACCCAGAGUGUCAGGCUUGGGGAACAAGAGGGUGGUGUUCUCUGAUUGGCAGAUGAGCUGCGGGACCCAGGAGUGCCCAUCCGUGUCAGAGACACACCCUGUAGGACAGCGGUUGCCAAGCACAGCCCACCAGGGUAGCCUUCCUUGUGGUGAGGGGCCAGGGUUGAGACAAGCCUCUCCUAUUUGCCAGCCCUGACCUGUCCGUGCACCAUUGUUACUCUUCGUAGCCAACUCUAGGUGGGGGUUUCCUGCUCUCCUUGCUCACCUUCCGUGCCAUCCUCACUCUUUCUGGCUUCCACGGUUUGUGUUGUCUGAGGUUUCUGGUACCUUCCCUGUGCCCGAGCCUAUGGGCGUGUGUGGCUUUCCUUGGUUUGGAGAUGUUUUCUUCCCUGGGUUUCUGUGCCGUGGUUGUCUUGGCUUCCCUCCAGCCUCUGAGGCUGAGCCUUCUGACACUUCGAUGGUCUCCCAGAUCUAGAGCUCUUUGGAAAAUCUCAGCCAUUUUUGAGGGCUCAGUGUCUACCUCAGGGUCAGCUCCCAGCACAUUGGCUGCAGCCCAGCCUCUCCCCAAGGUUAGAAACAUGGCUCCAAUUCCAAUGGAUUGGCUCCUUGGACGGUCUUGUUAUCUCCGUCAUACCAGCUUGUUCUCCUGUCCCCCUAGAUUGUAACAGCAAGCACACUGGGGUAUCCACUUGACUCUGUAGACAUACCAUAUGGGCCACCAAAACCCAGAGUCAUCAAGGGAAGGAGUUCUUGUACUCCAGCUAGGUGAGCCACAGGCGGUGAGACAGGGCUGCCUGGCCUCCUGGACUCCUUUCGACACAGGUACCUGCAUGUGUCCGUGAACGUGUGCGCGCGACAUACACACGCAUGCCAAGAGUAAAGUUGGGAGAAAGGAUUCCUUCUACCUCUGUCCCAGCUAACACUUGAAGUGCUGGGCCUGCUGUCAAUACGUAAAAGGGGCCGGAGGCCAGGGAGGGGUUCCAGGGUCCAGCCUUCCUGGGAGAAAGGUCAGAUGAGGCCCCUUGUUUGCUUUCUUGGGGAGAGUGGCAAAAGGGAUGGCAAGGAGAAGUAGAAGAGCUUUUCUUAGGAGCCUGGUGACUGACUGGAUUAAUAAACUGCACAAAUUAUAA